AUGAGGGGUCUCCGUGGAGCACCUGAGAACCUUGCUGGGACCAGGUGGAGGUUCUGGCACUUGGAGCUCUGCAAGGCCAUUGCUCCCCUGCAGGCUGCCUGGGAUGCCUUCUCCCAGCCUGUUCCAGACAGCUGUAACCAGAUGCUGAUCCAACUUCUCUUGUGUGGCUCCCUGGCUGCUACUGCCGCGGGUAUGACCCAUCACUGGCUGGUGUCCUCGCUGCUUUAUCCUCUAGGACCUUCAGCCAUGAUGGCUAUUGUCUGUGGCCUCCUGGUCUUCAUGGGUCUGGGCCUGGUGCCCCCAGUCCGCUGCCUGUUUGCACUCAGUGUGCCCACCCUGGGCACAGAGCAGGGCCGCCGGCUGCUGCUGUCAUAUAGUACUGCCGCCCUGGCCAUUACUGUGGUGCCAAACGUCCUGGCCAAUGUAAGCGCAGCAGGACAGGUGCUGAGGUGUGUCACCGAGGGCUCCCUGGAGAGUCUGCUCAACACCACUGACCAGCUGUGUGCAGCAUCCAGAGCUCUGGACCCUGCAGGCCGAGCGGGCAGCCGAGACCUGACAUUCGAGACCCAGGGCAAUGGCUCUGCCUUCUGGCUUCACAUGCGUGGGGUCACACAGCGGGUCCUGGAGGAUUUCUCUGGCCUGGAGUCCCUGGCCCAGGCAGCAGCACUGGUGACUCAGCAGGUGGUCACAGGGCUGUUUGUGCUGGGCCUGCUGGUAGAGUCAGCCUGGUACCUGCAUCGCUACCUGACGGACCUGCAGUUCGACAAUAUCUACGCUACACAGCAGCUGACCCAGCAGCUGACACAGGCCCAGGCCACACACCUGGUGGCCCCUCCACCUGCCUGGCUACUCCGGGCAGCCCAGCUGAGACUGUCCCAGGAGGAGCUUCUGAGUUGUCUCCUGAGGCUGGGGCUGCUUGCCCUGCUCCUGGUGGCCACAGCUGUGACAGUAGCCACAGACCACAUGGCCUUCCUCCUGGCACAGGCGGCCGUGGACUGGGCUCAGAAGUUGCCCACUGUGCCCAUCACGCUCACGGUCAAGUAUGAUGCGGCGUACACCGUCCUGAGCUUCAUCCCCUUCCUAUUCAACCAGCCGGCUGCAGAGAGCCGCUUUCAGUCCAAGCACACUUCCCACCAGUGGGAGCUCGGCCUCACCUCGGCGCACUGCAUGCUGCUGCCCGCCCGGCGCCCUCGCGCCGCCGCUCCCCUGGUCGCCGGGGCCCUGCAGCUCCUGGCCUGCUGCACGGUGCUCCUGGAGGCCUAUGCCCGCCGCCUGCGGCACGCCAUCGCCGCCUCUUUCUUCACCGCCCAGGAGGCAAGGAGGGUCCGCCACCUGCAGGCCCGGCUCCAGCGAAGAUACGACAGGCAGCGAGGCCAGCAGUUGCCGUCCAGGACCCCCUCCUGCACCCGACAUCCGGGCCUGCCUGCAAGCCCCGGUGUGGAUAGACAGGCUGGCGGCAUGCUGGACCCCUGGAAGAACCAGGAACA
Molecule: messenger RNA, 1487 nt
Organism: Carlito syrichta (Philippine tarsier)
Lineage: Eukaryota; Metazoa; Chordata; Mammalia; Primates; Tarsiidae
Gene: OCSTAMP
Product: osteoclast stimulatory transmembrane protein
Exons: 3
Cellular component (GO): membrane
Source: RefSeq, a predicted model, not a curated record